CGUCCCCGCUUCCUCCUCGCUCCUCCCGCUUCCCCGCGCGCCCCGCGCUCCCGUGCGCGCGUACCCGCUUGCCUGCUUCCAGCCGCCGCCGCCGCUGCCCGGGCCAUGGCGAUCUGCUUCUGGCUGCGGAGCUGCCGGGCCCCGCGCCUCCGGCCGCCUCCUCCCGGCCGCCUCCUCUGCCCCCGCGCCAGCGGCCUGGGGCCCGCGCCCAGCCAGGCUCAGCUCCGCUGCUACGCCGGGGGCCCAGCGGGCCUGUCCGCGGCGCUGCUGCGCACUGACAGCUUCGUGGGCGGCCGCUGGCUCCCGGCCGCCGCCACCUUCCCGGUGCACGACCCGGCCAGCGGCGCCGCGCUGGGCAUGGUGGCCGACUGCGGGGUGCCCGAGGCCCGCGCCGCCGUGCGCGCCGCCUACGAGGCUUUCUGCAGCUGGAAGGCGGUCUCGGCCAAGGAAAGAAGUUCAUUACUGCGGAAAUGGUAUGAGUUAAUGAUACAAAAUAAGGAUGACCUUGCCAAGAUAAUCACAGCUGAGAAUGGAAAGCCACUGAAGGAAGCACAGUCAGAAAUUCUCUAUUCCGCCCUUUUCCUAGAGUGGUUUUCAGAGGAAGCGCGCCGCAUUUAUGGAGACAUUAUCUAUACCUCAGCAAAGGACAAGCGGGCCCUGGUCCUCAAGCAGCCUAUAGGUGUGGCUGCAAUCAUCACCCCGUGGAAUUUCCCCAGCGCCAUGAUCACCCGGAAGGUGGGGGCCGCCCUGGCAGCCGGCUGCACCGUGGUCGUGAAACCUGCAGAAGAUACACCCUUCUCCGCGUUAGCCCUGGCCGAGCUUGCAAACCAGGCUGGAAUUCCUCCAGGUGUAUACAAUGUUAUUCCCUGCUCUCGAAACAAGACCAAGGAAGUAGGAGAAGCACUUUGUACUGAUCCUUUGGUGCCCAAAAUUUCCUUUACUGGCUCAACAGCUACAGGAAAGAUCCUGUUGCACCAUGCGGCAAACUCUGUGAAAAAGGUCUCCCUGGAGCUGGGCGGUCUUGCUCCAUUCAUAGUGUUUGACAGUGCCAAUGUGGACCAGGCUGUAGCAGGGGCUCUGGCAUCUAAAUUUAGGAACUCUGGGCAGACGUGUGUUUGCGCAAACCGAUUCUUGGUGCAAAGGGGUAUCCAUGACUCCUUUGUAAAAGAAUUUGCUGCAGCAAUGAAGAAGAGCCUGCGUGUAGGUAAUGGAUUUGAGGAGGGAACUACUCAAGGCCCAUUAAUUAAUGAAAAGGCAGUAGAAAAGGUGGAAAAACAUGUGAGUGAUGCAGUUUCCAAAGGGGCCACUGUUGUGACAGGCGGAAAGCGACACCAACUUGGAAAAAAUUUCUUUGAGCCCACCCUGCUCAGCAAUGUCACCCAGGACAUGCUUUGCUCUCAUGAAGAGACUUUUGGGCCUCUGGCACCAGUGAUCAAGUUCGAUACAGAGGAGGAGGCUGUCGCGAUCGCUAAUGCAACUGUCGUUGGGUUAGCAGGUUAUUUUUACUCUCAAGACCCAGCCCAGAUCUGGAGAGUGGCCGAGCAGCUGGAAGUUGGCAUGGUUGGCGUAAAUGAAGGAUUGAUCUCCUCGGUGGAGUGCCCUUUUGGUGGAGUGAAGCAGUCUGGCCUUGGACGAGAGGGGUCCAAGUAUGGCAUCGAUGAGUAUCUGGAACUCAAGUAUGUGUGUUUCGGAGGCUUAUAGGAUUCUCCAGUUCCUUAAGGAAAUUAAAUAAGCUUACCAACAUAUAUGAGGACAUGCCAUUCGUUAUUUUAAAUAAACUAAUAGGUUAGUGGAAUUA
This is a messenger RNA of Propithecus coquereli (Coquerel's sifaka), 1798 nucleotides long. It is a transcript of the gene ALDH5A1, whose product is annotated as aldehyde dehydrogenase 5 family, member A1. Lineage: Eukaryota; Metazoa; Chordata; Mammalia; Primates; Indriidae. Gene Ontology annotation, biological process: GABA catabolic process. The record is from RefSeq and is a predicted model, not a curated record. The transcript is spliced from 10 exons. Gene Ontology annotation, molecular function: succinate-semialdehyde dehydrogenase (NAD+) activity. Bases 106 to 1701 code for a protein of 531 amino acids.